GGGGCCUUCGGGGUCAGAAACGCCCAGAGGAUAGUGUGCGCCGCAGACUCAAAAGAAAGAUUGAACAGGGAUUUAUUCGCGAGUGACAGAGCAGGAGUUGGGACAUGGAUAGUCGCUUGCAGGAGAUUCGAGAGCGACAGAAGUUACGGCGACAGCUACUUGCUCAGCAGUUAGGAGCUGAAAGUGCUGAUAGCAUUGGUGCUGUGUUAAAUAGCAAAGAUGAACAAAGAGAAAUUGCUGAAACAAGAGAAACUUGCAGAGCAUCCUAUGAUACUUCUGCUCCAAAUGCAAAACGUAAGUAUCUGGAUGAAGGUGAGACAGAUGAAGACAAAGUAGAAGAAUACAAGGAUGAACUAGAAAUGCAACAGGAAGAAGAAAAUUUGCCAUAUGAAGAAGAGAUUUACAAAGAUUCUAGUACUUUUCUUAAGGGAACACAGAGCUUAAAUCCCCAUAAUGAUUACUGCCAACAUUUUGUAGACACUGGACAUCGACCUCAGAAUUUCAUCAGGGACGUAGGUUUAGCUGACAGAUUUGAAGAAUACCCAAAACUGAGGGAACUCAUUAGGCUAAAGGAUGAGUUAAUAGCUAAGUCUAACACUCCUCCUAUGUAUUUACAAGCAGAUAUUGAAGCAUUUGACAUCAGAGAACUAACACCCAAGUUUGAUGUGAUUCUUCUGGAACCUCCUUUAGAAGAAUAUUAUAGAGAGACUGGCAUCACUGCUAAUGAGAAGUGCUGGACUUGGGAUGAUGUAUGAUGAAACUUUCUACAUUGUAAUGAGUU
Molecule: messenger RNA, 781 nt
Organism: Castor canadensis (American beaver)
Lineage: Eukaryota; Metazoa; Chordata; Mammalia; Rodentia; Castoridae
Source: RefSeq, a predicted model, not a curated record